GUCGAUGAAGUACUGUCACCAUGGCGACGAACGAAUGUCACCGUGGCUUGUUGUAAGGCUGUCACUGAACGGAAACAAACAUUUUGCCAAAAAUAAACCACCCGUAGGUAAGGUGGUGGCUCAGAUUUGCUCGGGAACCUUUUGCCGGUAAACAAACAACGUUCAUGGGAAAACGAUGAGAAUAUGCAUGGCAUCGGACUUCUUUUACCCAAACAUGGGUGGAGUUGAGGAGCACAUAUUUAACCUAUCGCAAUGUUUGCUUGCCCGCGGUCACAAAGUAAUCGUCGUCACGCACUCGUACGGAGACCGGAAAGGCGUCCGGUACUUGACGAACGGGCUGAAGGUGUACUACAUUCCCAUCCGGGUGUUCUACAAUCAGGUGGUGCUUCCGACGAUGAUCUGCAACAUUCCACUGCUGCGGUACAUACUGCUCCGGGAGCAGAUAGAUAUCGUGCACGGCCAUUCCGCGUUCAGUACGCUAGCCCACGAAACGAUGAAUGUGGCGAAGCUGCUUGGACUAAGGUCAGUGUUCACGGAUCACAGUUUGUUUGGGUUCGCCGACUUGUCUGCGGUGGUUACGAACAAGUUCUUGGAAAUUUCACUCGCCAACUGUAACCACUGCAUAUGUGUAUCUCAUACGGGUAAAGAAAACACGGUUCUGAGGGCGAAAGUGCACCAGGAUAAGGUGUCCGUGAUACCGAACGCGGUCGAUACGGCUUACUUCACACCGAACCCGUGCCGUCGACCGAACGACGAUGAAACAAUCAAUGUUGUCGUCGUAUCGCGCCUGGUGUAUCGAAAAGGAGUGGAUCUGCUGGCCGGAAUAUUGCCGAAGCUAAAGCAUUUACCGAACGUACACUUUAUCAUCGGUGGUGAUGGACCGAAACGCGCCCUGCUGGAAGAAAUCCGCGAACGCAACAACAUGCAGGACCGGGUGGUAAUGCUCGGGGCAUUGGAGCACGCGAAGGUGCGUGACGUGCUGGUGCAGGGACACAUUUUCCUGAACACCUCCCUAACGGAAGCUUACUGUAUGGCUAUAGUGGAAGCGGCCGCCUGUGGUUUGCAGGUCGUAUCGACCAAAGUCGGGGGCAUUCCCGAAGUACUUCCCACGAGUCUGAUGAUCCUUACCGAACCGACCGUCGAAUCGGUUUACCGUGGACUGCGAGAAGCUAUCCGGCGUGAGGUGGAAAAGAAACAGAUCACCAGCAGUCGCUAUACGAACGGAUCGAUCGAUGGACUCGUGCCGACACCUUCCCGAACCUCGUACACGGGGCUGUGUGCAUUCGAGCGCAAUCAAAUCGUGGCCAACCUGUACAACUGGAACAAUGUAACCGAGCGGACGGAAAAGGUGUACCGGACGGCGCUAUGCGAAGCACCGGCCACGCUAGAAUUAAUGAUGAAAAACUGUCUUAAGAGUGGCGUCUGGCCAUUCGUAUUAGUCAUUUCCAUGUGCCAUCUUAUACUUCGCUUUCUCGAUUGGUUCGUCCCGCGACAGCACAUAGACGUGUGCGUAGCGGAAAAUCCCUUCCUUAGCCCCGAUUACGACCGACAACGAUCGUCGGACACGGUUGGGCUAACCGGCACGACGGUACGACGGAAGCGGGAAAAAUUCUCCUGACGGCAGGCAGCCCUUUGCUCGGUGGACGAAUAAAGGGCUGCGCUUGUUUGUGUAUGUGUUCGCUGUUCGCACAACUUUGCAACGAUGAGAACUGAGUAUUUCCUUUUCGGUAAAGACACUCUGCCGCCCUAUCCCUUUCAAUUUUGUAUUACGGUAGCAACAAAGAUAGCCAAUUUUAUGAGACUAUUUUGCUGUUAGUUAAGUAAUAAAUUUACAUUACAGUUAUUGAUAUUA
Messenger RNA from Anopheles stephensi (Asian malaria mosquito), 1852 nucleotides. RefSeq names its product N-acetylglucosaminyl-phosphatidylinositol biosynthetic protein (gene PIG-A). Gene Ontology annotation, cellular component: glycosylphosphatidylinositol-N-acetylglucosaminyltransferase (GPI-GnT) complex. Gene Ontology annotation, molecular function: phosphatidylinositol N-acetylglucosaminyltransferase activity. NCBI's taxonomy places the organism in Eukaryota, Metazoa, Arthropoda, Insecta, Diptera, Culicidae. Gene Ontology annotation, biological process: GPI anchor biosynthetic process. The record is from RefSeq and is a predicted model, not a curated record. The transcript is spliced from 6 exons. Bases 176 to 1618 code for a protein of 480 amino acids.